Doryrhamphus excisus (bluestripe pipefish) is the source of this 2304-nucleotide messenger RNA. RefSeq names its product solute carrier family 35 member E1 (gene slc35e1). The record is from RefSeq and is a predicted model, not a curated record. NCBI's taxonomy places the organism in Eukaryota, Metazoa, Chordata, Actinopteri, Syngnathiformes, Syngnathidae.
GUCACUCCGCUGUGAAAGAUGGCUGCGGUGGAGCGGGCUCAGGUCAGGGAAGGCUUCCGGAUAGUUGUUCUGUGUGUGUGCUGGUACACAGUCAGCUCAGGCGGCAACGUCAUCAACAAAAUAAUCCUCAACGGAUUCCCAUACCCGGUCACGGUGUCUCUUUUUCAUAUUUUCUCCAUUGUCGUCUUCCUCCCGCCGUUGUUGCGGGCAUGGGGAGUCCCCAAAACAGAACUACCAAGAAGGUACUACUGGUGGUCCAUUCUUCCUUUAGCUUUCGGGAAAUACUUUGCUUCGGUGUCGGCUCACUUCAGCAUAUGGAAGGUACCGGUUUCAUACGCCCACACUGUAAAAGCCACAAUGCCGAUAUGGGUUGUCCUCUUGUCACGAAUCAUCAUGAGGGAGAAGCAGACGACUAAGGUGUACAUAUCUCUGAUCCCCAUCAUUGGCGGAGUGCUGCUGGCCACGGUAACGGAGUUAUCCUUCGAUGUUUCGGGUCUCAUCAGCGCCCUGGCUGCUACGCUCUGCUUCUCCUUACAGAAUAUAUUCUCCAAAAAGGUAUUGCGUGACACUCGGAUCCACCACCUGCGACUGCUCAACAUCUUGGGCUUCAACGCCGUCAUAUUCAUGCUGCCCACCUGGGUGCUGGUGGAUCUUUCCGUCUUUCUUGUCAAUGAUGAUCUGUGGGACAUGUCAGGAUGGACCAGAACUGUUAUCCUGCUACUCAUCAGCGGCUUCUGCAACUUCGCUCAGAACGUCAUCGCCUUCAGCGUCCUCAACCUGGUCAGCCCGCUCAGCUACGCCGUGGCGAACGCCACCAAGAGGAUCAUGGUGAUCAGCAUCUCGCUGCUCAUGCUGCGGAACCCCGUCACGCUCACCAACGUGCUGGGCAUGAUGACGGCCAUUGUCGGGGUCUUCCUCUACAACAAGGCCAAGUAUGACGCUAACCAAGAGAAGAAACUGUUGCCGAGCAGCAAACAGGACCUGAUGUCCUUUGACAACCCAGCAUUACAAAAGCUCCAGGCCAACGGGUCAGUGCCUUUCUCCCAUGGUUCAAUGCCGCAGCAGGACACUUGGAACAACGUGCUCACCGACCACUUCCAGUACAAUCACCAGACCUACACGUCAAACUACAACAGCAACCACCAGUAUGUGGUGUAAAAAGGGAAGGCUGGGUUGCUCUCAUAGACAUUAGCGUGUGUGUGUGUGUGUGUGUGUGUGUGUGUGUGUGUGAGCGAGCGAGCGAGAUGGGUCUGUCAUGGAUGCGUCAGUGACGUGACCUCUCCCACGCUCCUUCAUGUCUAAAACCUUGCUGUGACAUCCCGUCCAUCACUUUGGUUCCUACUGAACACGCGGCGCUCAUGUCAUUCACACACGGGUUAGUCAUGGAUAAAGCCAUCGUUCCACAACACACACACACACACACACAUACAAAACAUUCAGAGGAAGUGAUGUCGACUGUGACCUCACACUCGGUAACAAACAGAACUUAGUGGGAGAGCCUUAAUAUUUUGAUUUUAGGCUUGUGUUCAAGAGUCGGGAGCCAAUCGGAACAAUCUAGUCGGUCAAACGUGAUCCAUUAGUGCUAUUAAAUGAGAAAUAAGUGUGAGACACGUUCUGAUAGGUGGAACAGUCGGUGACCACUCAUAUUUUCUUACAGGGCGGGCAAAUGAAGCCAUGUGUUGUCAACGUUAGGUAGACAUGGUAAAAAAAAAAAUGAAAAAAAAAAAACGGUUUACAGACAUCCAGAUCAUGGUGAUGCGCAAAAGGUUGAAUCGAGACAACUGGACUCUUGCUUUUUGAAAGGUUUAUUCGGUUCAAAAUAUGAAGUGUGGAGUCUCCGUAUUUGCUGUAUGCCUCUUGGGUGGGUGCGUGGGUGGGGGUCCCACAAUGGACUUGUUGCCAGUUAUGCCUGGUGAAAAACCGUCCAUUCAUUCAUUCAUUCAUUUUCUACCGCUUUUUCCCGGUGCUGGAGCCUAUCCCAGCUGUCUUUGGGCGAGAGGCGGUGUACACCACACAGAGAUGGCCGAGGGUGGAAUUGAACUUGGGCCUUCUAGCUGUGAAGCCAACCCUACCUCUGUGCAGCCCUGGUUCAGUAUAUUUUUCAUCAAAAUAGUAGUCAUGCCAAAAUGUUGUGUUGCUGCUGGAUGUUCACAGUAUCCGAGUGAUACUGUCAUAGGGGUGCUGGAGCCUAUCCCAGCUGUCUUCGGGCAAGAGAGGCGGGGUACACCCUGGACUGGUCGCCAGCCAGCCAAUCACAGGGCACAUAUAGACAAACAACCAUUCACACUCACAUUCAUAACUAUG